UCUCACGCAUGUUCACAUUCGAAGUACCCAAUCGCGCAAGCGCGACAGGACAAAAGGAACCUGUUUAGAAAGGAGACAUUAGGAAAGCUCCUUGCAUUGUCUCCAGCGCUUCCUCCAAGAAUUAGACCGGACUGAUCACCACAGAAGCGUAGAGUCUUGAGCUAAAUAUUAACACGUGCAGUGUGUUUUGAUUACAUAAAUCGAGUGAGAAGAGAGACGUCACACAGAAGGCUCGCCAUAGGAAUAUUUUAUGAAUGGAAUUAUGGCUUCAAGAACAGGAACUAUCAUAUGUUUGUUCAGGAACGACCUGAGAUUGCACGACAAUGAGGCGCUGUCCUGGGCUGUGAAGAAUGGCACACAUGUUUUGCCCUUGUACUGCUUCGACCCUCGUCACUACAGGGGCACCUACCACUUCAACCUCCCCAAGACUGGAGCCCACAGACUCAAAUUCCUCCUGGAGAGUGUUGCAGAUCUCAGACAGUCCCUGCAGAGUAGGGGGAGUAACCUUAUGGUUCGAGUAGGCAAGCCCGAGGAAGUAGUUCCACAGCUGAUAGACAGUAUCGGUAAAACAUUGGUGCAAGGGCUGGUCUACCAAGGGGAGGUGACAGAGGAAGAGUUGACAGUUGAACAAGGCUUGGACAAAAAAUGUGGGGUCAAAGUUCAUACAGUUUGGGGCCAUACUCUACAUCAUAAAGAAGACGUACCAUUCAACCCUAAAAAUGUUCCAGAUGUGUACACACAGUUCAGGAAAAGAGUUGAAGACCAGGCCCCAGUCAGAUCCAUCAUCCCUACCCCGCACAUGUUGAAACCUCUCCCCCCAGGGAUCGAAGAGGGCACGAUCCCUACCCCAUGUGAUCUUGGGGUUGAAGAAUCAACAAAAGACCCAAGGACGGCAUUUCCCUUUGCUGGAGGGGAGACAACUGGUGUGGCAAGGCUACAGAACUACUUGUGGGAGACGGACAAUGUGUCCCAGUACAAGGAGACAAGGAACGGUAUGAUCGGAGCCGACUUCUCCACAAAGUUUUCACCAUGGCUGGCCCAUGGAUGUGUCUCCCCUCGCUUUAUCCACUCGGAGAUCAAGAAGUAUGAGGCAAAGAGGACAGCCAACCAGUCAACGUAUUGGGUGAUAUUUGAACUGCUGUGGAGGGACUACUUCAGAUUUGUGGCUCUCAAAUACGGAAACAAGAUCUUUUUCAGUGGAGGCAUAGUGGGGAAGAACAUACCAUGGAAGAGAGACAUGAGGCAGUUUGAAGCUUGGAAAAGAGGCACUACUGGUGUUCCAUACAUCGAUGCCAACAUGCGAGAGCUGCUGGCUACUGGAUUUAUGUCCAACAGGGGCAGACAGAAUGUUGCAAGUUUUUUGACAAAGGAUCUGAAACUGGACUGGAGACUGGGUGCGGAGUGGUUCGAAUCUAUGCUGAUAGACCAUGAUGUAUGCAGCAACUAUGGCAACUGGUUGUACAGUGCCGGUAUUGGUAAUGACCCUCGUCAGGAUCGCAAAUUCAACAUCGUCAAACAGGGCCUGGAUUAUGAUGCUCAGGGUGACUAUGUCCGCCUGUGGGUGCCAGAGCUGUCGAAGGUGAUGGGGGGUGAGGUACACACUGUCUGGGCCCUCAGUAACACAGUUCUGUCUCAUGCCGAGGUUUCACUGGGAGAAACAUACCCCAAACCUCUCCUUGUUGCACCGGAAUGGGGCAGACACAGUGCCAAGUCGCGUGGCGGUACUCGGGGAAGGGGAGACAAGCCACGACAGAAUCGAGGGAUUGACUUCUACUUUAAGAACAGCUGAAGCAAGUCACAGAAGCAGUUGCCUGGAUAUUGGGAAAGCUAUCCAGCUUUAGUCUGUCCACUCAGGGAAGAUUGGUCAUUUACUGAAGAUGGAGAUAUUUGCCAUGUCAGUCACGGACAAGAAAGACAGGGACAAAUUCAUGCCCAUUUGUUUUAUGUUGAAAUCCAUUUUUGUAUUUUCAACAGUAGCGGAGAUGCAGAGAUCUGAAACACCAUUAUGUUAAUUGUAGUGAAUUGUACUUCAUUUUUUUAAAUUAAAGUGUAAAUACCUUAA
This is a messenger RNA of Haliotis rufescens (red abalone), 2062 nucleotides long. RefSeq names its product cryptochrome DASH-like. The record is from RefSeq and is a predicted model, not a curated record. Gene Ontology annotation, molecular function: damaged DNA binding; deoxyribodipyrimidine photo-lyase activity; FAD binding. The transcript is spliced from 13 exons. Gene Ontology annotation, biological process: photoreactive repair. The coding region runs from base 251 to 1789 and encodes 512 amino acids. NCBI's taxonomy places the organism in Eukaryota, Metazoa, Mollusca, Gastropoda, Lepetellida, Haliotidae.